This is a messenger RNA of Patiria miniata (bat star), 2480 nucleotides long. RefSeq lists its product as uncharacterized. The record is from RefSeq and is a predicted model, not a curated record. The coding region runs from base 105 to 1394 and encodes 429 amino acids. Gene Ontology annotation, biological process: activation of GTPase activity; nucleocytoplasmic transport. Gene Ontology annotation, molecular function: GTPase activator activity; small GTPase binding. The transcript has 12 exons. NCBI's taxonomy places the organism in Eukaryota, Metazoa, Echinodermata, Asteroidea, Valvatida, Asterinidae. Gene Ontology annotation, cellular component: cytosol; perinuclear region of cytoplasm; nucleus.
UGACCUGUGGUGAAUUAGUUGCAAUGACAACAAGCACGCUGUGAUCAGAGUGGUACAACUUGAAGUUAUCUCUGAAAGAAUUCUGAGGGAAAUCAACCACAGCAAUGCCAGGCAAAGGAAAGAAGAAAGGCAAGGGGAAAGGGAAGAAGAAGAAGAAGUUAAAGGGCAUGGGAGAAACGCCCGGCGACAUUGUGAAGAGACUCUAUCGAAUUUAUCUCAACAACUGUGAAAACAAGAAAUCGAUCGUCUGUCCGAGCCUGAAAAAUUUCAUGAAGAGCUGUUACGAGGACAAUAAACUCAUCGUCAAGUUUAUUUUAGAACCUGUGGCCGACUACCAAGAUCCUGAAAUCAGUAACGUCAAGUUGGAGCCGCUGGUCAUGUCGCUCCGACAAGAACGAUACAAGUACAUUAAGGAGCUGCACGUCUGGGAUAUACCCCUGAAGCACGAGCAUCUGGCCUCGCUGGCUUUGAUGUUAGACAAAGGUGUGUAUCCAUUGACUCGGUUGGAGCUCAUCGAUUGUGACAUCGAUGCAUAUGCAGUGGAAAGACUCAUGAAAUGCAUGCCGAUGACAAUAAUAAGCACACUGGCUUUCGACUACAAUGAAUUUGGUGAUGAAGGCCUCCGAGGAAUCUGUAAAGGCCUCAAAAACAAUCGCCUGUUGCUGAGUUUGAGUCUCUGCUACUGUGAUCUAGGAGUAGAGGCAGGCUCCAUGCUAGGAGACAUAGUCUCAACAACUGCGCUGAGAGAUAUCUACCUGAAUGGCAACAAUCUGGAGGCUGAGGGCGCUAUUGAACUGAUCAAGCUAGCGGCUGAUCAUGCAGAGAUGGAGACUUAUGAACGGAACGAGGGGGCACGUCUGAAAGCUGAAGAAGAGGCCCAGGCAUUGCUGUUGGAGAAAGAACGAGGGAGAAUGCCAACAGCGAUGUCAUCAGAGGAGCCUGCCAAGAAGCCAGAUUCAGCCAAGAGCAGCAAAGCAGGGUCUGGAAAGAAAAAGAAGAAAAAAGGCAAGAAGAAGAAGAAGACAAAAGCUCCACCUGAACCCCCUCCUGUCGGUCCCUGGAUACACAAACUGCACCUUGAAGAUAACGGUAUUGAUAGCUACGGGCGUGGCUCUACAUAUGCACCUGUUAUCGUUACCAGGCUUCUGAGACAACUGAUCCAGCAUUCCAGUUGCCUUCAGGAGUUGGACAUCGACGACAAUCUGAUCGGUGAUCUGGGAGGCAGAGAGAUCCUCGAGGCGUUGAACAACAGGAAGGAGGCGGGACAUCCCUCCAUGAAAAUGAGCGUCACGCAUCGCAUGAACUCGGAGACGUUUGCCGCUAUCACGAAACUCGGAGCAGGGCUCAAGAAGAAAGGGAAGAAAAAAGGCAAGAAAAAGAAAAAGAAGAAAUGAACUUGCCGUGGCAUCUGUGAGCAAGGUAUGAAAGUGUUAAUAUUCGUCGGGAAUAAAGUGCCUUAUAGAAUUCUUACCAGUAUUGUGUAGAAUAGUGAGACAUUGGCAGCAGGUGAUCUACAUAGUGUCACGGAAAUGUCGUAUCUGUCAUAUGACAGAAAUGUUACAUCUGUCAUAUAAAGAAAUGUUACAUCUGUCAUAUAAAGAAAUGUUACAUCUGUCAAAUGACAGAAAUGUCACAUCCGUCAUAUGACAGAAGUGUUACAUCUGUCAGAUGACAGAAAUUUCCAAAUCUGUCAUAUUAUGUCAAAACUGUCACAUCCAUCAUAUGACAGAAGUGUUACAUCCACCAUAUGACAGAAGUGUCACAUCUGUUAUAUGACGGAACGUCAGCUCUGUCAUAGGAAUCUGACAGACACAUUAUACUGUGAUAGCCAUUAUCAAAAUGUCGUCUGUGUGGGUCAAUAUAAAUACCAUCAUGUGUCACUUGUCUUAGGAUCUUUACAUAAAUAUUGAAAGCGAUCAUGACUAACAAAAAUCUGAAUUUAGACAAAAUAGCAUGACAAUUUUUCUUGGCAUUGUUGAACUAGAAAGUUUUAAUACUCUAAUCCAUCACAAAUUCCACUUUACAGAAUCCAAGUUAUCACUUGCCAAUUAAUCUGGCAUGCUGUGCAUAGGUAAAAGAAAAACCAACAUGGAAUCUUUUAGAGUGUACAAUUUGGAAGCAAAACGUGAACACAAUCUGAAAUAAAGCGUUUACUAUACCCUUUUUACUUUACACAGUAUUUUGCAUAGUCUCAUAAUCCAUUUUAGUUGUAUUAUUUGUACAUCAAUAUUCACAAAACUUGGGUGUUUUUUUUUAACCAAGACACAUACACACAGUGGGCUGAAUUGAACAAGGUUACCAAGGAGGAAUUUUGCUUCAGUGAUUGCAAAUUUGUGUUGCUGACCGGUUUCUUAAUCAUUUAUCAUCGUAUAGAAUUAAAGGUUAUAGUUACAUUUGCUUUUGCUGUAAUUUUCAGAAAUGGAUGGAUUUGGGGGUUAGUAUUUUUUUAUAGCAAAUAUUGUUACACUGACCUGUUUUAA